AUGGCCUCUGGUGUGGCUGUCUCUGAUGGUGUCAUCAAGGUGUUCAGUGACAUGAAGGUGCGCAAAUCAUCGACACCAGAGGAGGUGAAGAAGCGCAAGAAGGCGGUACUCUUCUGCCUGAGCGAGGACAAGAAGAACAUCAUCCUGGAGGAGGGCAAGGAGAUUCUGCUUGGGGAUGUCGGCCAGACUGUGGACGACCCCUAUGCCACCUUUGUCAUGAUGCUGCCGGACAAAGACUGCCGCUACACCCUGUAUGAUGCAACCUACGAGACCAAGGAGAGCAAGAAGGAGGACCUGGUGUUCAUCUUCACUUCUAUGGAGCAGUCUGACUGUUCUUAUUCCAAAUCAGUGAAUUCUUCUGGCAUCCCUGCACCAGGCCCGGGACUCCGUGGGGCGGGCUCGGGGCCAGGCUCGGUCAGGACGCCCACGGUUUCCCAGGUCCAGAGCAGCGCGCUGUGCGGGGUCGCCGCCACACAUCCAUCCACUUGGAGGGCGCUCGGCAGCCGAGUCACGCGCUGCGGACCAGAGAGGGGCGAUGCGGUCCGCUCUGCUGGCCCAGACCUAGGGGACUGGGGGCAAGCAGGCACCUCACUGGUCAAGCUCAGGGCUGUGGGUGCCUCGCUGGACAGCACUCUGUGCUGCGCGCACCCGGGGGCUGGUAGCAUCAGACCUCGCUUGCUAGCAGAGCUGUGCGCCCCGCUUUCUACCCCGGAGGAAGCGGCUAAAUUGGAGAACCACCAGACCGUCUCCCCCUUUCCCCGGAGCCAGCGGGCAGAGCAGUGA
This is a messenger RNA of Elephantulus edwardii (Cape elephant shrew), 783 nucleotides long. RefSeq names its product cofilin-1-like. Gene Ontology annotation, molecular function: actin filament binding. Gene Ontology annotation, biological process: actin filament severing; actin filament fragmentation; cell motility. NCBI's taxonomy places the organism in Eukaryota, Metazoa, Chordata, Mammalia, Macroscelidea, Macroscelididae. The transcript has 2 exons. The record is from RefSeq and is a predicted model, not a curated record. Gene Ontology annotation, cellular component: actin cortical patch; cytoplasm; lamellipodium. The coding region runs from base 1 to 783 and encodes 260 amino acids.